UCUUCUCCUACUGCAGCUGAUAGCGCACGAGAAUGUGGCAGCUGGUUGGCUGGUUCAAAGCUGAGGGGACGGUUUGGAGGCCGCGGCGGUAGUCGUGAGGUGCUCGUAAGCCGAAAAAGAAGAUGUCAAAGAGGCGGCGGCUGAACGCCGAGGGCUUCAUUAUGGAUGAGAUAGUAGCUGAAUACAUUAGAAGAACUGUGCUGCGAAUCCCACGUUCUGAAAUGGGGAAAAUGCUGACCACCUGGGGGUUUCUGUCUGAAACUCAGCUGCAGUCUUUAAACAUCCAUCAGCUAAAGGAAAACGUAUCCCAAGAAGUAGUUAAACUAUGUGAGGAAAACCAUGCAACUAUUCAGCAUGCAGCAGAUCUAGACAUAAUUUACAACCACACAUAUCGGGACAAAAAGCUUUGGACUGUUUAUCAAAUGACAAGAGAAGAAGGUGAUGAAUAUGACAUUUUUGACUUGGUAGAGUUUAAAAAGAAAUUUAAAAGAAGUCUUCAGUCAGCUUUGAAAAAUGUAACUAUCAGCUUUAAAGAGUUUGAAGACAAUGUAAUUUGGAUUCGCAUUGCAUGGGGAACACAGUAUACAAAGCCCAAUCAAUACAAGCCAUCCUAUGUAGCUUACAUUUCACAGGCUCCUUAUGUCUUCAUAUCCAACUCUAGAUAUAGGAACUGCAUACCGUUACUUUUGCAGGCCCUGCUGAUUGCUGCCAGUUACAAUGACAUCCAUGAAAUGGACCUCCGAAGCCAUUGUUUAGACUCCCUUAAAGAUAUUUUACUUAAGCGAUAUAGCCAGAAAUUUCAAACUCAUCACCCACAACCUCUACAGGAACGAAAUUGCAUUCUGCAAAGAGUGGAUCCAAAUAUAGUUAAGGAAGAUAAACUUAAAAAUGAAAGAAUUGAAAGAAUUAAUGAGGAAGUCUUUGGUGAUGGUCCUCAGCCAAAACUAGAGUUUGCACAAUACAAGCUUGAGACUAUGUUCAGAAAUGAACAAGAAAAUGGUAUCUUGAAAAAUAAAGAGGGAUUUAGAUGUUUGGUGAAGUUUUCUAGUCCUCAUCUUUUAGAGUCACUGAAAUCCCUAGCACCUGCCGGGCUGGCAGAUGUUCCCCCUUCACCAUUACUUACUUGCAUCACCCAAAAAGCCAGGAACUAUUUUAGAAUUAAUGAUAGAAAAAGUGCACUAUCACAAACCCUUGCAAGCUAAUGGCAUUUUUAGACAAAGGAGUGGAUUACUUAUUUCUCUUCAGCAAAAGAAAACAACAUGGAAUCUAUUCCCAUAAACUUCUUACAAUUCAGUUGGUCAGAUUACAAUAUGACAUCUUAGCAGGCUUUAGCCUGCUAGCUGGUGUGACCUGUUGACCAGAGUCUGUGUGUACUUGCAGGACAAUGAGUAGGUGGACUUCUUUAGCAAAUAAAUGAAGUUAGAUGUAAUAUUGAAGUGCUUGAUUGUUUAAGCAAAUGAAACUUUUACUUAUUUUUUAACUUUUCAGGCAACCUUUUAAAAUUCUUAUUGAUAUGGUAUUAAAAUUAUAUUAAACAUGGUGCUUAUAAUAUUAGUUUUUAAAAUAGCUGUGUGAUUAAAUACAUGAAAGCUUAUAACUGCUUGUGUCCGUUUUUUCACAGGAGUAAAUAAAGCUAUUGCAUUUUACUGCCACUUCCCAUUUAAUACAGUAGUGUGCUUAUCGAAAAACUGGAAUUAGUGAUGCAUUUCCUUGUUCUAUUGUCCAGUAGCUCACACAUUCUUGCUGUUUUACCCCCAAAUGUAGUCAUCAGUAGUGAUAGUGAUAUGAUGCAUACAAAACUUGUGUACAGUAUAAUGAUUCCCUGAUUCAAAGCACUGCAAAAUCUGAGCCUGUAACUGGCCCCAUUCUACUGGUAGUAUCUCUUUUAUAUCAAGUAUGUGUGCCUCUGUUGAAUUAGAAUCAGAUUUCCAAAGAAGGCUGAGAGCAUAUUUUAGAGCAGGGGUCCCCAGACUACGGCCCGGGGGCCGGAUGCGGCCCAAUUGGCCUGCCA
Zootoca vivipara (common lizard) is the source of this 2011-nucleotide messenger RNA. It is a transcript of the gene CENPN, whose product is annotated as centromere protein N. Gene Ontology annotation, cellular component: nucleoplasm. The record is from RefSeq and is a predicted model, not a curated record. Lineage: Eukaryota; Metazoa; Chordata; Lepidosauria; Squamata; Lacertidae. Gene Ontology annotation, biological process: chromosome segregation; CENP-A containing chromatin assembly.